Messenger RNA from Heterobilharzia americana, 234 nucleotides. NCBI's taxonomy places the organism in Eukaryota, Metazoa, Platyhelminthes, Trematoda, Strigeidida, Schistosomatidae. The record is from the annotation of a GenBank genome assembly.
AUGAAUCAAGAGAAUAUAGUUACACCUACUAUUCCACGAUUAAAAACUUUUAAAUGGACAGCAUUAAAUGAAUCUGUAGAUGAGAAAGACAAUAAUAAUAAUAAUAAUAAUAAUACCAAUAAUAUUAUUGGUAAUAAACCUUUAUGGAAUAAACAUUUAUCCUCCCAAUCAUUGGACAUUUUCAAUGAUUCAUUGAAACAAAAAAUUUACCUGGCGUUCAAUGUUCAAUUGUAG